Messenger RNA from Etheostoma cragini (Arkansas darter), 1098 nucleotides. RefSeq lists its product as uncharacterized. Gene Ontology annotation, molecular function: lipid binding. Gene Ontology annotation, biological process: lipoprotein metabolic process; lipid transport. Gene Ontology annotation, cellular component: extracellular region; membrane. The record is from RefSeq and is a predicted model, not a curated record. Bases 1 to 1098 code for a protein of 365 amino acids. The transcript has 3 exons. NCBI's taxonomy places the organism in Eukaryota, Metazoa, Chordata, Actinopteri, Perciformes, Percidae.
AUGACCGGGUCCAGAGAUUCAGUAACGGGACCAGUUCUGGACCGAGGGUCCAGUAGACCCUCGGCUGUGAUCCAAUCCCCAACCGUGUGUUUCCCACCACCACUAGGGGGCGCUGACUUUGUCGUGUCUUUCAGGCCGGUUCCUGCUCCCCGGUGCGAGGACCAGGAGGACACGGAGACCUCCAUCAUGGCCGCCGCCGACCGGCUGCUGGACCUGAUGUUCUCCUGGAUCCGGCAGAGGGAGCGCUGUGCCGAGCAGCUGGAGACCCUGGCCCGGGAGCUGGAGUCCCUCAGGGAGAAAUGCAACGCCGGGCAGUGCGUCGGCAGCAGCGUGGCGGUGGCGGGCGCUGCGUGCCUGAUCGGGGCCGGCGUGGCAGCGGUGCUGACGGCUGGAGCGGCGGCUCCAUUCCUCGGCCUGUUGGGGGCCGCGUAUUCAGGCGUGGGUGUCACGGUAUCCGUGGCGACUAAGAUCACGGAGAACUUCCUAUCCGGCAGCACGCUGAAGGAGGCGAGGACCAUCGAGCAGAGCAGCAGCAACAUAGCAGAAGAAAUCCAGAACGGGUUCGAGCGACUGAAGGCGGAGCAGCGGGAGGCGAGGUCCUUCGCCGACCCGGACGAUCUGGACCGGCACGUCAUGACGGAGGUCCUGAGAGCCCUGGCCCGGCGGAGCGGACUGGAUCGGGGAAUCGACCUCCGCAUGCGGGGCGACGAUAUCCAGUUUUUCUUCAGUAAAGGACCCCGGUGCACGGGGCCCCGCCUGGUCUUCAGCAUCGCAGCCCUCACCGGAUAUUUGGGAAUUUUAGCUUUCUUCACAUUUAAAGGUAGUGGGAAAAAAUAUACAUAUUUAAUUACUAAAGGAACGGGACAACUCGUCAAACUGCUGUCUUCAGCUGCAUUUAAAACAGUCCUCAAAGGAGGGGCCAUCGCUGUGGGGGGGGCGGUUGGGAUGGCGUUUGCACUUCCUGAGGCGAUUGACAACUGGACAGAGCAGAUCAAGAAGAAUCACGUGACUGAAGCGAGCCAAUCACUGAGAGACACAGCCAAGGCCAUCCGGAAGAUGACCCGGGUCCUGAGGGACCAGUUUGACGACAUGAAGUAA